ACGGCUCUCGAACCCAUCCCGGGGCCACCUGUUACGUUUGAAACACAGAGGUAUCACCAUGCAGUCCCCUAUCGCUUUAUUGGAGUGAUUCCUUAGACGCCGACGACUCCAGUCAUCUAGCAACCCGGGAGACCGUGGGACGCGGAUCCCUUACACCGUAUUUAAAUACACGGGGCGGUGCGGAGACAACAUGCUCCUGCAACUCACACAGAACACUAAAAUGACAUGCAGCCUGGAGCAAGCGGCAGCGUUAAUCGGUGCGAUCGGGGCGCUUUGUCUAAGAUAUGCAGUCUGGUAAUCUCUGGUAAUCUGCCUGCGUCUCUCUGAGCCGUGCACACCGCGGUUUAACUCGUCCGAACCCUAUUCAUAGCACCGGUGGCGGCGGAAUACACCGAAACCCAGUGCAACUCUGCAGGAAGACCCGGGUGUAAUGAAGACCGACUCGGACCCCUCGGACCGGUGGGUGCUCCCGGGGUACGGAGCCGCGGUCGCCGUGUCUGUGCUCGGCAUGUGGUUGCUACGGCGAUGGGUGGCCGGCGGGGUGUGUCGCUGCGCGGCCCGUCUGGACGGCCGAACUGUCCUGAUCACCGGAGCCAACACCGGCAUCGGCAAGGAGACGGCCCGGGACAUGGCCCGCCGCGGGGCGCGGGUGGUGAUGGCGUGCCGGGACCUGACCCGGGCGGAGCGCGCGGCCGAGGAGGUACGGCGUGCCACUGGCAACGGGAACGUGGUCAUCAGACACCUGGACCUGGCCUCCACCUACUCCGUCAGGAUGUUCGCUAAAGAGUUCCUGGGCAGCGAGGAGCGGCUGGAUAUCCUGAUCAACAACGCUGGGAUCAUGAUGUGUCCUAAGUGGCUGACUGAGGACAGCUUCGAGACCCAGAUGGCUGUCAAUCACCUGGGCCACUUCCUGCUGACCAAUCUGCUGCUGCCCAAGCUGAGAAGCUCCGCCCCCAGCCGUGUGGUCGUAGUGUCCUCCCUCGCUCACGAGACCGGAAAGAUCGACUUUGAUGACCUGUUCUUCGCCAAGCGGCCCUACAGCUCCAUGACUAGCUACAAGCAGAGCAAGCUGGCCAACGUGCUCUUCUCCAGAGAGCUGGCCCGCAGGAUGAAAGGUACCGGAGUGACAGCCUACAGCCUGCACCCAGGGGUGAUCCGCACGGAGCUGGGGCGUCACGUGGAGAGCUGGUUCCCCCUUCUGGGGGUGCUUCUGAGGGCCCCCUCCAUGCUGCUGAUGAAGACCCCCACCCAGGGCGCCCAGACCUCCAUCUACUGCGCCGUGACCCCCGGCCUGGAGAAACUGUCUGGGGGCUACUUCAGUGACUGUAAGGAAAAGCGCGCCGCUGAGGUGGCGAGGGACAACGAGGUCGCCAAGAAGCUCUGGGAUGUGAGCGCUCAACUGGUCGGGUUGUCAGUCAAAGAGUGAUCCCUGGCCCUCCACCCAACCUCCCCACCCACCUCCACCUCCACCUCCACCUCCACCUUCCCCACCACCUGCCCCACCACCUCCCUCUCCUCAAACCUCCUCCACCUCCCCCUCCUCCACCACCUUCCCCACCAACACCUCCUCCAUCACCUGCUCCACCUCCAAGGCCACCAAUUCCUUCUCCCCCACCACCUCCAUCUCCUCGAACCUCCUCCAGCUCCCCCUCCACCGACACCUCCUCCACCUGAUCCACCUCCACCACCUCCUCCACCUCUCCUAAUACCACCACAUUCACCACCUUCACCAUCUCAUCCUAUACCUCCACCUCCUCAACUUCUCCCACUACCACCUCAUCCACCACCACCACCUCCAUCUCAUCCACUAAAACGACCAAACACCACCUCUACCACCUCUUCAUCCAUCACCUCCUCCACCUCCUCAACGCUGAGACCCCUGGACCGACGGCGAGAGGGUGGGGGCGGAGUCAUCAGUCGACUAGCGAAAUAAAAAAUAUAUUUUACUCAUCUUGGUUCCUUCAAGAUGGCGGCUUAGAAGGUGUGUGACAUCGUUUGAUCAAGCCCUUCAAUAAGUCAAUACAUAGAUGUAGAGGUUCAAAGGUCAUGAGGUAGACUCCUCCACAACAAAUAACGCAGACCGGAAAUCCACGAAGUCGCGACAGAACAUUGGGUCCAGUUUUGGUUGCUCAGAACGAAGAUCUUUCUGACGCUAUUUACGAUUUAUCGUUUAGUCAUUGAGCAGACAUCUCUAGCCUGAGCAGCUCAGUCAUGUCCGACGCAGUUGGUUACGGAGCAGGUCAAUGGAGGCUUCAAACCAAGACCCUUCAGACUGGGAGUCAAACCCCCGACCCCCCUGUCUACUGUUAGGAGGACAACGGGGAGACGGAUCAAGCGAGGAGGAGCUGGUGGACGUCUUGGGGAUCAGAAGGCGAUCUGUGACCGGUCUUUAUCGAGGAGACCUGAACCUGGUCAGCCUCUACUAGGACACGGAACAGCGGGGACAAAAGGGAUUUCACACGGCCACCAAGAAUCCUCAGAAUAGAAGCAAUAUAUCUUGUAUCCUUACGUUUUGGAAGUGUUUGUUAUAUAAAAAUAUAUCUAUGAACCCA
Gadus macrocephalus (Pacific cod) is the source of this 2552-nucleotide messenger RNA. It is a transcript of the gene crdhl, whose product is annotated as retinol dehydrogenase 12. NCBI's taxonomy places the organism in Eukaryota, Metazoa, Chordata, Actinopteri, Gadiformes, Gadidae. The record is from RefSeq and is a predicted model, not a curated record. The transcript has 7 exons. The coding region runs from base 431 to 1426 and encodes 331 amino acids.